AUGGUGUUGAUAUAUGUUGAUGACUUGCUUGUUGCAGGGAAUGAUCACAAGUUGAUAUUGGAAACAAAAGAUAUUCUCAAGGACAGGUUCAAGAUUAAAGACUUGGGUGAAUUGAGAUAUUUUUUGGGAAUCAAAUUUGCUAGAAAUGAAUCAGAGAUCCUUAUGCAUCAAAGAAAAUAUUGUCUUGAGCUAAUCUCAGACAUGGGAUUGUCUAACUCAAAGACAGUUAUAGCCCCUAUUGAGCUGAAUCAGAAGCUCACAACUACAGAGUUUGACUUACAUUUUCCUACUGGUAAUGGAGAUGAUAGGGUGCUGGAUGAUCCUAGUGUGAAUCAGAAGUUGGUAGGAAGGUUGCUUUACCUAACAAUAACAAGACCAGACAUAGCCUUUGCAGUACAACUCCUAAGCCAAUUCAUGCAUAACCCUAAAACAUCUCAUAUGGAAGCAGCAAUGAGUGUAGUAAGAUAUGUCAAACAAGCACCAGGGAUGGGAAUACUUAUGACAGUCAAUACAACUAACCAGUUAAUUGCAUAUUGUGAUGCAGAUUGGGCUGCAUGUCCAAACAACAGGAAAUCAAUCACUGGUUACAUGGUUACAUAUGAAGGUUCUUUGAUCUCAUGGAAGUAAAAAAAAUAGGAUACAAUUUCAAGAAGCUCAGCUGAAUCUGAGUAUAGGAGUUUGGCUUCAACAGUUGCAGAAAUUAUAUGGCUGGUUGGUCUCUUUAAGGAGUUAGGGGUGGAACUAAAGUUGCCAGUGCCUAUAUAUAGUGACAGCAAAUCUGCCAUACAGAUUGCAGCCAAUCCAGUUUUCCAUGAAUGAACCAAACACAUAGACAUCGACUGUCAUUUCAUAAAGGAAAAGGUACAACAGGGAAUGGUUCAGCCUAUGUAUCUAAAGACAACAGAACAGCCUGCAGAUUUAUUCACUAAGGGACUCACUCAUCUACAACACACAUAUUUGCUUACCAAGCUAGGAAUGAAGAAUGUUUUCCAUACUCCUAGCUUGAGGGAGGAUGUUGAACAAUUAGUUAAAUGUACAAGUGUUGAUUAGUUAGAAGUU
Molecule: messenger RNA, 1059 nt
Organism: Solanum stenotomum
Lineage: Eukaryota; Viridiplantae; Streptophyta; Magnoliopsida; Solanales; Solanaceae
Exons: 1
Coding region: 1-627 (208 amino acids)
Source: RefSeq, a predicted model, not a curated record